Numida meleagris (helmeted guineafowl) is the source of this 5510-nucleotide messenger RNA. RefSeq names its product hook microtubule tethering protein 1 (gene HOOK1). Gene Ontology annotation, biological process: cytoplasmic microtubule organization; cytoskeleton-dependent intracellular transport. NCBI's taxonomy places the organism in Eukaryota, Metazoa, Chordata, Aves, Galliformes, Numididae. The transcript is spliced from 23 exons. Gene Ontology annotation, molecular function: dynein light intermediate chain binding; microtubule binding. Gene Ontology annotation, cellular component: centrosome; cytoplasm. The coding region runs from base 348 to 2390 and encodes 680 amino acids. The record is from RefSeq and is a predicted model, not a curated record.
GGUUUCGGCCCUAAGCGCGCUCCGCGCAUCGCGUGCUUACGCAACCGCCCCGCGCGGAGGUGGUGGGCGCCGGGAGGAGGCUGACGCCAUGGAGGCGAAGCCGGCGGAUCCGCAGCUCUGUGACAGCCUCAUUCUCUGGCAUAACCGCAGUAUCCAACUCUGACUGCAUGCUGGAUCUUAAAGGGAAUCCUGAAGCAACGUGAAAGAGCCUUAAACUGAAAGAGCAGAGUGAAAGAGCAUCCAGCUCUGCGUUCCCACUUGGCACCCAGCACAUGCUUUGCUAGUUGCAGACGUUCAAUACUGCUGCACCUUGCAGAGAUGUUCAGGAUUUGACCAAUGGUGUUGCCAUGGCCCAGGUGCUUCAUCAAAUAGAUGCUGCUUGGUUUGAUGCAUCUUGGCUAAAUCGCAUUAAGGAAGAUGUUGGUGACAACUGGAGGAUAAAGUCCAGUAAUCUGAAGAAAAUACUGCAAGGAAUUAUGGACUACUAUCAUGAGUUUUUGGAUCAGCAGAUUUCAGAAGAACUUAUUCCGGACUUAAAUAAGAUUUCUGAGAAUUCAGAUCCUACUGAACUGGGAAGGCUUAUGCAGCUUAUUUUAGGCUGUGCAGUCAACUGUGAAAGGAAACAAGAACACAUACAAAAUAUCAUGACCCUUGAAGAGUCUGUUCAACAUGUUGUCAUGACAGCCAUUCAAGAACUCAUGAGCAAGGAAGCGAUGGGUCCUUCUGCAAGUGAUGCAUCAAGUGAAAUGGAACAGCAGCUUAAAAAAGCUUUGGAGGAUCUUCAAGAAGCAAUAGCAGAAAAAGAAGAGUUGGCACAAAGAUGUCAAGAGCUAGAUUUACAGGUGGCUGCCCUUCAGGAUGAAAAAAACAGCUUGGUGUCAGAAAAUGAGAUUCUGAAUGACAGGCUGGAGCAAUUUGAUGACUCUCUUGACGAUCCAAAUACUGUAGUAGCAAAAAAGUAUUUUCAUGCACAGUUGCAGCUAGAACAACUGCAAGAGGAAAACUUCAGGCUUGAAGCUGCCAAAGAUGAUUAUCGUGUCCAUUGUGAAGAUCUAGAAAAACAAUUGAUUGAACUACAACAUAGAAACAAUGAACUGACCUCUUUGGCCGAAGAAUCUAGAGCCUUGAAAGAUGAAAAUGAUAUUCUUAGAGCUACUGCAGACAAAGCAAGUAAGCUUGAAUCAACUGUUGAAGUGUAUCGUAAAAAGCUGCAGGAUCUGAAUGACUUCCGAAGACAAGUCAAAUCUCUGCAGGAAACUAACAUGAUGUACAUGCACAAUACAGUCAGUCUGGAAGAUGAACUGAGGAAAGCCAAUGCAGCCCGUGCCCAACUGGAAACCUACAAAAGACAGGUCCAGGAGCUUCAUAACAAGCUGUCUGAAGAAUCUAAGAGAGCUGAUAAGUUAGCAUUUGAAAUGAAAAGACUUGAAGAAAAACACGAAGCUUUAGUCAAAGAAAAAGAGAGACUGAUAGUACAGUAUGAUGCAUUAAAAGAGACUAACGAAGAGCUCCGGUAUUCACAGAUGCAACAGGAUCAUCUGAGUCAAACAGAUGCCUCUCGUAUUAAAAGUCAUGAUAAUCUUGCUGCUGAGCUUUUGCCAGUGGAAUAUAGAGAAAUGUUUAUUCGGCUUCAGCAUGAAAACAAGAUGCUUCUACUGCAACAGGAAGGAUCAGAAAAUGAACGUAUUACGGAGCUCCAGAAACAACUGGAGCAAAAGCAUUGGACAGUAAAUGAACUAGAAACUGAAAAAAGGCUAAACGAGGAGCGUAUUGGAGAGUUACAACAGCAGAUUGAAGAUCUGCAAAAGACUUUACAGGAGCAGGGUUCCAAGACAGAAGGAUCUAGCAACCUGAAGCAGAAAUUGGCAGCACAUAUGGAAAAGCUGAGCGAAGUUCAUGAUGAGUUACAGAAGAAAGAGGCUGCUCUUGCAGAACUACAGCCUGAUGUUAGUCAGAACCCCCAGAAGAUCGGAGAGCUGGAAGCAGCUUUGCGAAAAAAAGAUGAGGACAUGAAAGCAAUGGAAGAAAGAUAUAAAAUGUACCUUGAGAAAGCAAGAAAUGUGAUAAAAACCUUAGACCCCAAGCUGAAUCCAGCAUCAGCAGAAAUUAUGUUGCUCAGAAAACAGAUAACAGAGAGAGACAAAAAAAUUGAAGCACUGGAGGCUGAAUACAAACUUGCUAAGCUACGUGAUUAUGAGGAAAAUUUAAUUGUAACUGCAUGGUAUAACAAGAGCCUAACACUCCAGAAAUUAGGUAUGGAAGCUAGACUGCUUGGCAGUGGUGGUGCCUGCAGGGAUGGCCCAGGACGUUCCUUCCUAGCUCAACAACGUCAUGUCACCAAUACUAGAAGGAAUCUUCCUGUUAAAGUACCAAGUGCAACAUCAGAUUAAACCAUAAGGACCAUGAGGGAAACUUACAUGCUAAAGUGUCCUUAAACGUUUUAUAACUUCCACUUUAUCUGUUUGAUGAAAAAUUAUGUUACAAUGGUGGGCAUCUGUGAAUUCAGCAUCAGAAUUUAUCAAGAAGUGAUUAACUUGAUCAGUGGUAUCUAGAAGGUGACACGUAGUUUUCCAAGUAGAAAUAGAUUUAAUAACUGCAGUAUGUAUUUACAAGCACAACUUAAGAGUUAUAUUUGCCUUGAAGAUAUAUUGUAAAUAUAAAAAUUGGCACUAUGUAUUUAAAACUAUUCAAUGUAUUUGGGCUAGAGAGUUGACUGUUGUAAUAGGAAGAUGUUAUGCAAAAAUAUACUUCAGGAAACUGGCAAUAUUUGACAUUUUUGCUGGCCUCUUCUAAAAUGAAGUUUAAAAAAUUGGUAACAUGCUUUAAAACUACUUCUUACAUAAUAUAAAGUACAAUUCUAGAAGCAAGAAAAUAUUUGCAUUUAUUUAAAAAUAAAUUUUUUAAAUUCUAGUACUAGUUGACCUGUGUAACAGGAGACGGGCUUCGUCAUCUCAAGUCAGAGAUGCAAUUAUUCAGUCUAUUUAAAUAAAGAUCAAGUUAGUGCUUAUAUACACUAAGGAAAUUCUAGCUUUUUAGAUGUUGAAUUCACCAAAGCCAAAUAAGCUGUCUUUUUUCCUAUUUAAGAAAAAGAAAAAAAAGAGCUAUCGUAUUAACUCAAGUCUGGGCUAUGUUUUAAAAGUCUGGAGUACCUGUGCACUGCAUUUGUGAGAUAUGUGGGGGGGAAUGAGGGGACCAGGGUGCAGGUGGUAAUAGUGUAGAAAGAAACCUUUAUUUCCAGCUAUUUAUACAACCUUAGGAAUAGAAAUUAUUUUUCGUCAGUUUUAAAUGUAGUUUCACUGUAACUAUUCUAUGUGCUAUGCAGGUGAGUGAAAGGCUGCUUUGCUAAUCCUUGGCAGCAAAGAUCAAGGGAGAAAAGUGCACAAGCUAUCAUAAUUCCAGUAUCUAGGUGUAGUACGAUGAAGUCAGGACUGGUAUCUGACACUUAAGUGGGGAAGUUGCUACCUUUCACCAAACGUGUGUCACUUUAUUGAAAAAGUGUUGUAUUUUUUGUGAACUGUAUUUUUAAGAAAUUUAUGUCCAUUCUUUUUUUGCAAGCUUAUAUCUGUACAAGGCAUUAUUUAAAAGCCAAAUUCAUCUGAAAAGUGAGGUGGUAUGAGCAGAGAACAUUCCAAACAAACUGCUGUUAAACAGUUGUGUCUGUCAGUUUGUGUUCUUCAGGACUCUAUGCUUCUUUGACUACCUCUUGGGUUUUGAAGUCUUUUACUGCAGCAGUGAUGGUUUUCUUUUUUGUAUUCUUAAGAUACAAUUGUGUCUUUAAUCUGCUAGUGGUGUGGGAGAUGGUGGUGAGCAGUAGAACAUGAGUAAGCGAUAGCAGGAUGCUUACAUUUCUUAAAGCCUGGUACUUCCGUGUGUUCUGGUGAAAUAUGAAACUGUCAUUGAUGCUGUUGAAUGAGUCUCUUAACUUUUGUUCUUUACAGCAUGAAAACUUUGAUGGAAAUCCUUCAAGUAUUCAUCUAGUUAAUAGGCUUGGUACAUGCAGUGUUCUCACAGUAGUAGAGCUGUGUGAGUAGUCGUAUCGGGUGCUGAGUAGUGAAAACCUUGGAGCAAAUAUCUUUAUAUACUUCUCAAAACUGCAGACCCUGGGACCAAAAAUGACCAAGAACCUCCUUAUUAUUUAAUUAGAAGCUUGUCUUCUAAGAAGCAAUGAAAAAUUUAAAUACCUAAUUACAGAUGGGGAUAAGCCUUUUUCAGAGUAGGAAUGGUCUCCAGUAGUCCUUUUGAGGAUGCAAAAAUUUUAAAUGUUCUGGUAUUUGAAGAAAUUUUACUUAUUUGGGUUUUUUUCAAACUGUUAAAACUUAAGUGGCUGAAUACAACCUUAUUUAGUGUUUCUUUAGGAUUUUGGGAACCUGCGGAACAGUGGCUAUUUUGUAACUGGUUAAACUUGAGUUAUGCUCUGUGAAUGAGGAAGUGAUACGCAGAAAUAAUUAUUUGAAUAUAAGCCAUACUGUCGUAUUCACUUCAUCUCAUCUGGGUGUGCAGAAAGGAAUGAAAGUAUUGUUUUAAUGUUAACAUCAUUAACAUCAAACAAAAGCUACUAGUAGAACUGCUGUGUUGUAGCUACGUUUCACAUGCCACAUAACAGCAGAACAACAUAAAUCCAACGUUCUUUGUUGUAGUGUGCACCAUUAAACUCUGGCUAUGGCUGGGGCAGGACAAAGAAAGAGGCUACCUCGCUCUGCAGCAAGAUUAUUUGCAUCAUGCCCAGAUUUCACAGUAAAGUACAGAUUCAUGUGAGGUGAGAUUGUGGAAUACUGCUGAAUUUAAUCAGCACUAUUAGUAAUUCUGGGUGGUUUCCAGUAAAGCAGAUAAUACGGAUCCAAAGAAGCAAGAAUAAGUUCUCAUGACAUAUCAUUUAACUCAUAAUUAUUUUCUUUUACGUAAGAUCUAAGAAAAUAACCACUGAAUAUAUAUGGAAAUGUAUACGGAAAUGGAAAAAUAUAUAUGGAAAUAAUAUGGAAGAGAAGUGUUUUGUAGCAAUAAUACCAAUGUAGGGCUAGAAGGUUCUUUUACUCAAGGUGGAUCAGGCAGCAGUUUUGAGAAGAUGAUUUUUAGAACAACUGUAUUGUAGUGAAUUAAGAAACAGUCACUAAAAAUAGAUUUUUCACCCAACAGUUUUUUCUUCAUUAAAUAUAUACAUACAUAGGUAUUCUAUUUUCUACAACAUACGUUCACUUGAAGGUAAGCAAUAUAAGCAAUACCAAUGUUUUAUUUAAGUAGCCAUAGUCUAGAAAUUAGAAAAUGAAAAUAAUAGUUUGAGUUGACCAUGUCUAGUAAAAUAAUUUUCUUAAAGCUUCCAUGCUUUUUUCCUUUUCCCCAACUAGUCAAGCUAGAGGUAAGAUUUCUUCUUGUAUCAGUGUCUACAUCGUCAGUUGAAAACAAUUGUAAACAGUGUAUUGCAUAGAACUUGAAAAGUUGCACUAAUUUUGACACUUCUUUUUAUUUCUUUGGAAAUGAUUCUUUUAUAUUCACAUAAAAAUUUUUAAAGUUAA